AUGCAGAAAGUGGAAGAUAAUAAAAUAUUCUUCGAGAACCGCCACCUAUACAAAGAACAGCCAAAUAUACAGAGAACAGAGAACCGCCACCUAUACAGAGAACCGCCACCUAUACAGAGAACAGAGAACCGCCACCUAUACAGAGAACCGCCACCUAUACAGAGAACAGAGAACCGCCACCUAUACAGAGAACCGCCACCUAUACAGAGAACAGAGAACCGCCACCUAUACAGAGAACCGCCACCUAUACAGAGAACAGAGAACCGCCACCUAUACAGAGAACCGCCACCUAUACAGAGAACAGAGAACCGCCACCUAUACAGAGAACCGCCACCUAUACAGAGAACAGAGAACCGCCACCUAUACAGAGAACCGCCACCUAUACAGAGAACAGAGAACCGCCACCUAUACAGAGAACCGCCACCUAUACAGAGAACAGAGAACCGCCACCUAUACAGAGAACCGCCACUUAUACAGAGAACAAAGAACCGCCACCUAUACAGAGACCAGGGAACCGCCACCUAUACAGAGAACAGAGAACCGCCACCUAUACAGAGAACCAGAACAGAGAACCGCCCCCUAUACAGAGAACCGCCACUUAUACAGAGAACAGAGAACCGCCAUCAAUACAGAGAACCACCACAUAUUCAGAGAAUCGCCACCUAUACAGAAAACAGAGGACCGCCACCUAUACAGAGAACAGAGGACCGCAACCUAAACAGAGAACCGCCGCCUAUACAGAAAACCGCCACCUAUACAGAGAACCGCCAAAUAUACAGAAAACAGAGAACCGCCACCUAUAGAGAGAACCGCCACCUAUACAGAGAACAGAGAACCGCCACCUAUACAGAGAACAGAGAACCGCCACCUAUACAGAGAACCGCCACCUAUACAGAGAACAGAGAACCGCCACCUAUACAGAGAACCGCCACCUAUACAGAGAACAGAGAACCGCCACCUAUACAGAGAACCGCCACCUAUACAGAGAACAGAGAACCGCCACCUAUACAGAGAACCGCCACUUAUACAGAGAACAGAGAACCGCCACCUAUACAGAGAACAGAGAACCGCUACAUAUACAGAGAACAGAGAACCGCCACCAAUACAGAGAAACACCACAUAUUCAGAGAAUCGCCACCUAUACAGAGAACAGAGGACCGCAACCAAUACAGAGAACCGCCACCUAUACAGAGAACCAGAACAGAGAACCGCCACUUAUACAGAGAACAGAGGACCGCCAACAAUACAGAAAACCGCCACCUAUACAGAGAACCGCAUAAUAUACAGAGAACCGCCACCUAUACAGAAAACAGAGAACUGCCACCUAUACAGAGAACAGAGAACCGCCACCUAUACAGAGAACAGAAAACCGCCACCAUUACAGAAAACCGCCAACUAUACAGAGAACCGCAAGAACAGAAAACUGCCACCUAUACAGAGAACCGCCACCUAUACAGAAAACCUCCGCCUAUACAGAGAACCGCAACCUAUACAGAGAACAGAGAACCGCCACCUAUACAGAGAACAGAAAACCGCCACCAAUACAGAAAACCGCCAACUAUACAGAGAACCGCAAAAUAUACAGAAAACCGCCACCUAUACAACGAACCGCCACAUAUACAGAAAACAGAGAACCGCCACCUAUACAGAAAACCGCCACCUAUACAGAGAACCGCCACGUAUACAGAGAACCGCCACCUAUACAGAAAACCGCCACCUAUACAGAGAACCGCCACGUAUACAGAGAACCGCCACCUAUACAGAAAACAGAGAACUGCCACCUAUACAGAGAACCGCAAAAUAUACAGAGAACAGAGNCCGCCACCUAUACACAGAACCGCCACCUAUACAGAGAACCGCCACCUAUACAGAAAACCGCCACCUAUACAGAGAACCGCCACCUAUACAGAGAACAGAGAACCGCCGCCUAUACAGAGAACCGCAACCUAUACAGAGAACAGAGAACCGCCACCUAUACAGUGA
Mizuhopecten yessoensis (Yesso scallop) is the source of this 1983-nucleotide messenger RNA. Its product is annotated as proline-rich extensin-like protein EPR1. NCBI's taxonomy places the organism in Eukaryota, Metazoa, Mollusca, Bivalvia, Pectinida, Pectinidae. Bases 1 to 1983 code for a protein of 660 amino acids. The transcript is spliced from 4 exons. The record is from RefSeq and is a predicted model, not a curated record.